Molecule: messenger RNA, 713 nt
Organism: Drosophila biarmipes
Lineage: Eukaryota; Metazoa; Arthropoda; Insecta; Diptera; Drosophilidae
Product: heparan sulfate 2-O-sulfotransferase pipe
Exons: 2
Coding region: 58-420 (120 amino acids)
Cellular component (GO): membrane
Molecular function (GO): sulfotransferase activity
Source: RefSeq, a predicted model, not a curated record
UCCCUCGAACCCCUCUGUAGGCCCUUUAAUGCCCGCCUGCCCCUUCAGUUGGCCAAAAUGAAUGUGGAACGGGAAUACUCUGUGGUGGGAACUUGGGAGCACACAAAUGAGACCCUGGCUGUUUUAGAAGCCUACGUGCCUCGCUAUUUUGCAGAUGCCUCCAAGAUGUACUACUCGGGUCUGCAUGUGGACAAGCAAAAUGUUAACCCAAUGAAGCCGCAUAUCUCGCAGGAGAUUUUAGACAUGGUUCGCCGGAAUUUCACACGGGAAAUCGAAUUUUAUCAGUUCUGUCGCCAGCGUUUGCACAAACAGUACCUAGCCAUCAAACUGAAUGAUCUCAAGCGGGUGGACAAGACAUUGGCCAGGUUAAGUGAGGCCAAAGAUAUGGGCACACACAACCAGUUUUUAGGUUUAAUUUAAAACAAAAGUAAUAAAAAUGAGAGGAGAAAUUAAGACUUUUCUUAAAUGCCGAAGUUCCUACUUAUUUCUCUUUAUUAGCUGUGCUUUCUAAACACUAAAUAUGUCUUUCCAAAAGACUACUGGACUUUACCAUCUAGGGAUACUAAACUUUAUUCUUUCGAAGCUGGGGAUUACGUAUAUCCACUGCAAAUGGAUUGCUAGGAUGUUAAGCUACCAUAAAUUUAUAUCUAUCGCUUUAUAACCGAACAAAUGAAGCCAAUCUAUCACUUACUUAUGCUCGGUUCUUCGCACUC